Tupaia belangeri chinensis (Chinese tree shrew) is the source of this 3168-nucleotide messenger RNA. It is a transcript of the gene PRMT7, whose product is annotated as protein arginine methyltransferase 7. The record is from RefSeq and is a predicted model, not a curated record. Gene Ontology annotation, molecular function: protein-arginine N-methyltransferase activity; histone methyltransferase activity. Bases 174 to 2273 code for a protein of 699 amino acids. Gene Ontology annotation, biological process: chromatin remodeling; peptidyl-arginine methylation, to asymmetrical-dimethyl arginine. The transcript is spliced from 18 exons. Lineage: Eukaryota; Metazoa; Chordata; Mammalia; Scandentia; Tupaiidae.
GCCCCGCGAGCACUGAGGCCCCGCCUCCGCACGCUGGCCGCGGCAAGAUGGCGGUGACAGGACAUUCCCGCGGAGUGGUUCCCACAGCGGAUUUCUGACCAUCAGAGCUGUCCACCAGGAGUGAGCUGGCAAAGCAGCUUUUCUGUCCUAAUACUGAGGAACUGAUUGGUGCCAUGAAGGUCUUCUGCGGGCGGGCCAAUCCGACCACAGGAUCUGUGGAGUGGCUGGAGGAAGAUGAGCACUAUGAUUACCACCAGGAGAUUGCAAGGUCAUCCUAUGCAGAUAUGCUACAUGAUAAAGACAGAAACAUAAAAUAUUAUCAGGGUAUUCGGGCAGCUGUGAGCCGGGUGAAGGACAGAGGACAGAAGGCUGUGGUCCUUGACAUUGGCACUGGCACGGGGCUGUUGUCCAUGAUGGCCGUCACGGUGGGUGCCGACUUCUGCUAUGCCAUAGAGGUUUUCAAGCCUAUGGCUGAUGCUGCUGUGAAGAUCGUGGAGAAAAAUGGCUUCAGUGAUAAGAUAAAAGUUAUCAACAAGCAUUCCACUGAGGUGACCAUAGGGCCAGAUGGUGACAUGCCGUGCCGUGCCAACAUCUUGGUCACAGAGCUGUUUGAUACGGAGCUGAUUGGGGAGGGAGCGCUGCCCUCCUAUGAGCAUGCCCACCAGCAUCUCGUGCAGGAGGGAUGUGAAGCCGUGCCCCACAAAGCAACCGUCUACGCUCAGCUGGUAGAGUCCAGAAGGAUGUGGUCGUGGAACAAGCUGUUUCCCAUCCACGUUCAGACCAGCCUUGGGGAGCGGGUCAUCGUCCCUCCAGCGGAACUGGAGAGUUGCCCUGGCGCACCCUCUGUCUGCGACAUCCAGCUGAACCAGGUGUCGCCCUCCGACUUCACUGUCCUCAGCGACGUGUUGCCUAUGUUCAGCGUGGACUUCAGCAAGCAAGUCAGUAGCUCAGCAGCCUGCCACGGCCGGCCAUUUGAGCCUGUGGCAUCUGGCCAAGCUCAAGUGGUUCUCUCCUGGUGGGACAUCGAGAUGGACCCUGAGGGGAAGAUCAGGUGCACCAUGGCCCCUUUCUGGGCACACUCAGACCCAGAGGGGCUCCAGUGGCGGGACCACUGGAUGCAGUGCGUGUACUUCCUGCCACAGGAGGAGCCCGUGGAACAGGGCUCAGCCCUCUGCCUAGUCGCCCACCACGAUGACUACUGCGUGUGGUACAGCCUUCAGAGGACCAGCCCUGAAGAGAAUGGGCGAGUCUCUCAGAUGCGCCCUGUGUGUGACUGCCAGGCCCACCUACUCUGGAAUCGGCCUCGGUUUGGAGAGAUCAAUGAUCAGGACAGAACCGAUCAGUACAUCCAAGCCCUGAGGACCGUGCUGAGGGCCGACAGCGUCUGCCUCUGUGUCAGUGACGGCAGCCUGCUCUCCGUGCUGGCCCACCACCUGGGGGCAGAGCAGGUAUUUACAGUUGAGAGUUCAACAGCAUCUCAUAAACUAAUGAAAAAAAUCUUCAAGGCUAACCACUUGGAAGGUAAAAUCAAUAUCAUAGCGAAACGGCCCGAAUUGUUAACAUCUGCAGACCUAGAGGGUAAAAAGGUCUCGCUUCUCUUGGGCGAACCAUUCUUCACCACCAGUCUGCUGCCAUGGCACAACCUGUACUUCUGGUACGUCCGGACUGCCGUGGACCAGCACCUGGGGCCUGGUGCCAUGGUGAUGCCCCAGGCUGCAUCACUGCAUGCUAUGGUUGUGGAGUUCAAGGACCUGUGGCGGAUCCGGAGCCCCUGUGGUGACUGCGAAGGCUUCGACGUGAACAUCAUGGAUGAUAUGAUUAAGCAAGCCCUGGACUUCAGGGAGAGCAAGGAGGCUGAGCCCCACCCGCUGUGGGAGUACCCCUGCCGUAGCCUGUCCGACCCUCUACGCAUCUUGACGUUCGAUUUUCAGCAGCCAGUCCCUAAGCAGCCCGUGCGGGCUGAGGGCUCCGUGGAGCUGAGGAGGCCUGGGAGGAGCCAUGGGGCCAUCCUGUGGAUGGAGUACCAGCUGACCCCAGACAGCACGAUCAGCACCGGCCUCCUGAAGCCUCCAGAGGACAAGGGGGACUGCUGCUGGAACCCCCACUGCAAACAGGCUGUGUACUUCUUCAGCACCAUGCUGGACCCCAGAGGGCCUCUGGGCGGCCCUCAGUCAGUCAGCUACACUGUGGAGUUUCACCCCCACACUGGAGAUGUCACCAUGGAGUUCAGGCUCACAGACACCCAGGACCAACCCUCACUUGUUGAGAAAUAAGGUGGCCCAAGAGUUGCGGGCUCUGAGUGAUUGUGGCUCCUGGGGAAGGAAGCCAAAGGUGCUCCUCUCCUGCUAGGGGUCUGCUCAGCCUCAGGGCAUGCAGGAGACUGCUUCCAUGUUUGCAUCUGCUGGCCUCUGGCUCCAGCUGUGGCAGGCAGCAUGGAGGUAGUGAUGACUGAUUAUGGGGUGCUGGACAGCCAUACCACCUUGUCUGUGGUUCUCAGGUGCUCAGCUCCAAGGCAGUGUAGUCUUCUGCCCUUCCCUGAAGGGGAAGUACAGGAGUCUGGCUGGGGUGAGUGGUUGGGGCUGCCUGUGCUGUUCUCUUGGCUGAACAUUGCCAAUGUGAGCCUGCCCUGCCUGCCCUGUACUCUGGGGAUCUCCAGGUCCCUGCCCACUGGGUCAUGGCUGGACAGGGUCAAGACUGGUCCAGAGCAGUUCCUGAGAUGCAGACCAUGAAGCCAGCCAACAGGAAAGGGGAGGUACAGCCCUUUCCCAUGUGCCCAGGUGUCAGAGGGCCCCUCCUCCCAACCCCUGUUGUGCCUCGCCUUUUGCCAGACUCCUAGGGACCACAGCCUGGUUCCUUCUGCACGUUCAGGCGUCUUGUGGCUGUUGACCUCAUUGCUCAGAGGAGACACCAAGCCAGAGAACCCAUUGGCCCAGUGUCCUCAUGUUUUAGGACAGAGUUAGUUUGUGUCCACUGUGUGUGUGAAGGCAAGAGACAGGCUGUCCUUGCGUGGCACUCCCACCAUGGCCGACCCCACCCUGCCCUACCCCAACUUGUUGCUCAAAUAAGUGGAGACCAGCCUUGAGCCUCACAGUUUUAUUUCCUCCUCAGUAUCCAUCCUUACUUUCAGCACCAAUAAAGGAAAAAAAACCACCUCUCUUUUCAAAAUAU